This is a messenger RNA of Dicentrarchus labrax (European seabass), 3581 nucleotides long. It is a transcript of the gene cln3, whose product is annotated as CLN3 lysosomal/endosomal transmembrane protein, battenin. The transcript has 15 exons. Lineage: Eukaryota; Metazoa; Chordata; Actinopteri; Moronidae. The record is from RefSeq and is a predicted model, not a curated record. The coding region runs from base 282 to 1607 and encodes 441 amino acids. Gene Ontology annotation, biological process: regulation of intracellular pH; lysosome organization. Gene Ontology annotation, cellular component: lysosome; membrane.
UUCAUGUGACGUCUUUAAAGGUAACAGAAUUGAAAUAGGAGCUGAGUGUUAGCGGGGAGCUAGCCGUCUGUGGCUGUGGGAGCUCUCUAGGUCCGUAGCAUCCCGUCCACGAUGUGUCCUGAGUGCUUGAACGGUUGUGACGGUAACUGUUAGCGCGGUUGUUACGGUAACUGUUAGCCCGGUUGUUACGGUAACUGUUAGCCCGGUUGUUACGGUAACUGUUAGCCCGGUUGCUCGCUGUUGUUUUGUUGUGUAUUUUCUCCGGUGCCCCGUUUGUAAACAUGGAGCAGGCAGCCAGCGUCAACGCAGAUCCCGUUCAACGCUCCGACAGCAAUGGUCGCUCCACACAAUGGCGCAACUGGAGUGGAUUUUGGCUCCUUGGAUUGUGCAACAACUUCGCGUAUGUGGUCAUGCUGAGCGCCGCCCAUGACAUCCUCAAAAGACAAGAGUCAGGAAACGCCACAGCAUCUAAUUCAGCCACUGUGGCUGUGGAUUUCCAAGUUGGGAACAGUAGCAACAGUAGCCGCUAUGACUGCAAUCCUGUCUCUACUGCGGCUGUGCUGUUAGCGGACAUCCUCCCAACACUCGUCAUCAAGCUGUGUGCUCCCUUUGUGAUCCACAAGCUGCCUUAUGGUUUCCGAGUGUUGUUCUGUGCCAUCAUGGCAGCAACAAGUUUCCUCCUCGUGUCCUUCUCCUCGGCCGUGUGGAUGAGCAUUCUAGGAGUGAUCUUUGCCAGUAUCAGCUCUGGGCUGGGAGAACUGUCCUUCCUCUCUCUCACUGUCUUCUUCAGCAGGGAUGUACUGGGAGGUUGGGGCUCAGGUACUGGUGGUGCUGGUGUUGCAGGAGCAUUCCUCUAUGCAGGCCUCACCCAAGUCGGCCUGUCACCCCAGACUACACUGCUGAUCAUGCUGGUGGUCCCGGUUGCUAUGUUGAUUAGUUAUUUCAUCCUGCUGGUUCCUCCAUCUUCAUUACCUCAGUGGAAAAGCAGGGAGACAGAAUAUGCAGCUGUUGGCUCAGAGGAGAGGCGGCAGCUGAUGGAUGAAUCAGAAGAAGAGGAGCAGGAGAAAUCCACCCCAGAGGACAGGACCACUGGACCUCUCACCUUCACAGAGAAACUGCACAUCAUCAAAGGCUUGCUGAAGUUUGUGUUUCCUCUGGGACUGGUCUACUUUGCUGAGUACUUCAUCAAUCAGGGCUUGAUGGAACUCCUGUAUUUCCCCAACUCUUCCCUGUCCCACGCUGAGCAGUAUCGCUGGUACCAGAUGCUGUACCAGGUUGGUGUGUUGGUGUCUCGAUCCUCCCUGUGCUGUGUGAAGAUCAGGAAACUGUGGGCUCUCUCUUUGCUACAGGUGGUGAAUGCAGUGGUGCUCCUGUUCGCAGUGGGUUACCAGUUCCUGCCCAGUGCCUGGCUGGUCUUUGUUAUUGUCCUCUAUGAGGGUCUGCUGGGUGGAGCUGCUUAUGUCAACACCUUCUACUUCAUCAGCAAAGAGACUGAGGACAGACAGAGGGAGUUUGCCAUGGCUGCUGCCAGUGUAGGAGACAGUCUGGGCAUAGCUCUGGCUGGACUCGCUGCUUUCCCCGUCCACAGAUACUUCUGUUCCCUAUGACCCAACCCACACACUGACCAGCAGGAUGAAUAAGCAAGACGUGGGUGCGUUCCAUUUGAAGGAUUUUCUUUUUUUAAUCUGAAAUGAGUUAGAGACCAUCUGACAAAAGCAGACUUUACUCCUACAUGAAAAUAUUGACUCCACAUACUGUGUUCAGUGCGGAUUCAGCACCAGUGAGUCAGCCAGAGAGAGGAGGGCUCACUCACUAACGUAUCCUUCUCACCAGCUUCCACUGCUGUUUGGAAUACACACAACAGUCCCAUGACAUGAGUGGUUUUCAACAGGAAGGCAUGGUAAUAGUUAACUUAACCUAAUAAUGUGUUUGGUAUUUGCUGGUUUGCACUAAGAACCUGUUGCCUGCAGAGAAAACUAAUUGUUUCAUAAAAGUCCAUUGCUUGUUUUGCAGACCAAUAUUAGUUGCGCACUCACCUCAGUGACAAAUAACAAUGCACUUGUUUCCAUCAAUGUUUCCUGUAGCUGCUUCACAAGAUAUGCCUUCCUGUUGUUAAGUAGUGAACAGCUAGACAGGAAACUGUGGUUGUUUAGUAGAAUUAAGAAAUGCACUAUGACCAGCACAGCUCUCCAAAACAAAGAGAAAAUGAUUAGACAUAAUUUUUUAUUACACAACAGUUUAUUUUAACAGUUUUUACUGAACUGAAAUGUUUCUGAAUUAUGGGUCACAGUAGGACGUCUCAUUUUCAGAAAUAACACCUGUAUUUUUAUCUGGUCAUGUAGUUUGAAGAGCUUGUUCUUAAUCUGAACUGACCGAACACCGGACUACACUCACUUAUUCACUCACUCAUCUUUCUUUCUACAAUAAUGAAGUUGUGUAUAUGAGAAGGGUGAAAGUGUCUCACUGCAUCUAGAACUGGCAUUAUACAGAGUUACCUAGUGCAACUUUGAAACAAAAAACGGUACAAAUAGGUGACGACAUAACAACUCGUGUAUGAUGGUAAUGGGAUAUUUUUUUUAUUUGGUAUGAGGUAUUUACUCUUAAUAAUGCCAUUACUUUUUACAUUUUACAGGGUGUCCCUGGGGUCUUAAAAAGGCUAAAAUCCACUAAUUUGAAUUUUAGGCCUUCAAAUGUCUCAUAUAUGAUCUUGACAGGUCUUACGAAUUGAUUUGAUUAAUUAAGUUAAUGUUACUUUAAAGCUUUUAAAUAUGUUUUAAGGGGAAGAAUGUGUAUCGAUCAUGCUGUAACAACUACACAACGAAACCAACAUGGAACCAAUACCGAUUUUCCUUCAUACCUUUAUUGCUGAACAGAAGGUAAAAGUGCCCCAGUAGCUGACAUUAUUUAAUGGUGCCUUCUGUAUUCUUAUAACCGGGAUGAAUCAGGUUAUUGCUGAACUAACAUAUGAUGAUGUCAUUAUUGAAGUGACCAAAAUACUUUUUAUUAUACGUUUCUACCAAAGAUAAUAACGGUCUUUUAUUUGGUGACAUUUUGUAUUUGUAACUGGAGCUUUGAAAUCCUAAUUAUUUCCAAUUUAUUAGUGAAAAGACAUUAAGAACAUUUUUGGGUACGCAUUUAAAUGUUAACAGCUAAUUUUGCCUUUGUGGUUGGUUGUUUACUUAUUUUUAACCAAAAACCUCAGUUUUCCUGUUUUCUGAAUGUAAUGUAAAUUGUCAUUAAUAAUAAAAAUAAUAAUAAUAAUUAUUAUUAUUAUUAUUAAAUAAGAGCAACAAUGUCAUAGACUUUAUCCAUAUACACUGUCCGAUGUGCACAUUCCUGCUGAAAUUUGAACUACUAACAUUUUAUAUUAUGCUGCUACGGUUAAACUGUCAUAACUUUGUUACAACUUACAGAUGGUGUUUGAAGCUUUGUGCCUGUGUGAUAAAGAUGCAUUCAGUGUCAAAUAAGGUUAAACAUUGGAGUGAGAGCAUUCAAAUGGUUCAAACCUGUCAUGUAACAUACAAAUGUAAAUAAAUGAUUUUAAGAAUGUGCUCUGUAUUAUAAAGUUAGCCUAUACGAUA